Molecule: messenger RNA, 1758 nt
Organism: Microthlaspi erraticum
Lineage: Eukaryota; Viridiplantae; Streptophyta; Magnoliopsida; Brassicales; Brassicaceae
Source: the annotation of a GenBank genome assembly
AUGAGAUUUGCGAUUGCAUUGAAAGCGAAGAGAUUUGUUCACCGGAGGCUUCUGGAGAGAGGUAAUCCUGGAACUGCUUCUCCUUCGUUCUCUCUUUGCUGCUGGGAACGAGCUUUCUCUGGCGGGAGUUAUGAUUACAGAGAUAAGAUUAGAGGUGGGUUUCUACAGGAUGUUAAGUUAGAGGAUGCAAUUGGGUUGUUCAGUGAAAUGGUCAAGUCUCGUCCUUUCCCUUCCAUAAUCGAUUUCAAUAAGUUGCUGAGUGCUAUUGCGAAGAUGAAGAAGUUUGAUGUUGUGAUAUCUCUGGGAGAGAAGAUGCAAACGUUGGGAAUAUCACAUAGUCUGUAUACUUUCAAUAUUUUGAUUAACUGUUUCUGCCGCUCCUCUCAGCUCUCUCUUGCUUUAGCUCUUCUUGGGAAGAUGAUGAAACUUGGAUAUGAGCCCAGCAUUGUCACGCUCUCUUCGCUACUCAAUGGAUAUUGCCAUGGAAAUAGGAUCUCUGAAGCCGUCGCUUUGCUUGAUCAAAUGGUUGAAAUGGGAUAUAAACCUGACAUAGUGGCGUUUACAACUCUAAUCCAUGGACUCUUUCUCCACAACAAAGCCUCUGAAGCCGUGUCUUUAGUUGAAAGAAUGAUUGCGAAAGGAUGUCAACCAAAUGUGCUUACUUAUGGUGCGUUGGUAAAUGGAGUAUGUAAGAGAGGCGAGACUGAUUUGGCUCUAAAGCUUCUCAAGAAGAUGGAGGCAGAGAAAUUAGAGGCAGAUGUUGUGAUCUACAACACAGUCAUUGAUGGACUCUGCAAAUACAGGCAUCCGGAUGAUGCACUCGAGUUAUUCAAUGAGAUGGAGAACAAAGGUAUUAGACCUGACGUUGUUACUUACAACUCCCUCAUAAGCUGCCUUUGUAACUACGGAAGAUGGAGUGAUGCUUCUCGACUAGUAAGCGAUAUGACUGAGAGGAAAAUCAACCCCGAUGUAUUUACGUUCAAUGCUUUGAUCGAUGGGUUUGUGAAAGAGGGCAAGCUUUUGGAAGCUGAAAAAUUGUACGAGGAGAUGAUUAUUAGGUCUAUAGCUUCUGAUAUUGUCACGUAUAAUUCAUUGGUCAAUGGGUUUUGCAUGCAGAGUCGCCUAGAUGAUGCCAAGCAGAUGUUUGAUUUGAUGGUUAGCAAAGGUUGUCUCCCAGACGUAGUGACGUAUAGUACUAUUAUAAAUGGAUUUUGCAAGUGUAAGAGGGUAGAGCAUGGCAUGGAAAUCUUCCGCGAGAUGUCUCAAAGAGGAUUGGUUGGAGACACAGUCACUUACAACACUCUAAUCCAAGGAUAUUUCCAAGCUGCAGAUUGUGAUAAUGCCCAACAAGUUUUCACACAGAUGGUUUCUUGUGAUGUACCUCCUGAUAUUUGGACAUACAACAUUUUUUUAGGUGGAAGAUGCGUGGAAGUUAUUUGUAGCCUCAGUCGUAAAGGAGAAGAGCCUAAUGUUGUGACAUACACUACAAUGAUCUCAGGAUUCUGUAAGAAAGGUUUAAAGGAGGAAGCAAGUGCCUUGUUCAGGAAAAUGAAAGAAGAUGGGCCUCUCCCAAAUAGCGGUACAUAUAACACGCUAAUCCGGGCACACCUUAGAGAUGGUGACAAAGCCGCAUCAGCAGAACUCAUCAACGAAAUGAAGAGCUGCGGGUUUGCUGCAGAUGCUUCCACCUUUGGCUUAGUCACUCAGAUGUUACAUGAUGGGAGAUUGAACAAAAGCUUUCUGGGGAUGCUUUCUUAA